Molecule: messenger RNA, 4672 nt
Organism: Miniopterus natalensis
Lineage: Eukaryota; Metazoa; Chordata; Mammalia; Chiroptera; Miniopteridae
Product: protocadherin beta-4
Biological process (GO): homophilic cell-cell adhesion
Cellular component (GO): plasma membrane
Molecular function (GO): calcium ion binding
Source: RefSeq, a predicted model, not a curated record
AAUGUUAAUAUAUAUUGUAUAUCCUCUGAUUUGUCUUAAAUAUGAAAUACUUUAAAGUAUAUUAAUAUUACUGCCACUGCUAUAUCUCUUACAAGAAGUAAUUACUAGAACUAGAAUCAAAGUAAAUUUAAUUGAAUAGUGCUUAGCAUGUAUUAUACCCUCAUGUCUCAGAAUUUUCUAUUCAGUUUUAGACAUGUUCAUGACUGAAUGUAUGAUCUGACCAUAAUCUUCUUGUAUAGGUAGAAACAUAAUCAUUAGAGUGUAUUAUUUAUUCAACUGAUAUUUAUUGAAUGACUAUUAUAACCCAGACUUCUUUCAAAAAUAAUUUUUCCUAAUAAUUUCUAUUAGAGUGUAAGAUUAUUGAUAGGCUUUAAAAUAAUUUAUUCAACAUGAAUUAUAAUUUAUUAAGUGAAUUAAUUAAUUAAAUUAUAAUAUAUUUAAGGAGGGGGAAUUCCAUAUGUGCUAAGAUAAGUGGUACUCCAUUCUGUAUACUAAUUGUAACCAAUAAACUGGUGAAGUCUCAGUUAACUUACUGUCUCCAUAAAAAGCUCGCAUACUCCUUUGAUUCCAGCACUUACUGUGUUGGAAUCUGUUUUAUAAACAAGUCUGUUCUCUUCACCAUAUGUGAGUAGACAAGGCCUGAAGCACUGCUGCUCACAGAUUAAAAUAUUUUAAAUCUGGGCCUCUUGUUUCCCCCCGAAUCACCUAGUCAAGGUCAAUCUGGGACACAAAGGAUGAAUAUGGCAAGAUGCAAACUCAUUAUGAAAUAUAGGUUACCUCUUAGCUAAAUAAGCUUAAACUUAAAGCCUUUCCCUUAACAAAAUUCUAUGAUUUUUACUCACUUGAUUUUGUCUUGAUAUUAUCCUGAUAAUAGCAAAGAAGAAUAAUCCAGUCCUAUCACCCUCCAAGCUUGUUGCUUAUCUGUAAAACCUCCUUUCAUUUCCUCUCCAGUUCUAAGAAUUUAAUUCUAAUACUACUUGACUUCGUUCUAAAUUUAAUGUGACUUCAAACUGUAAAAGAACUUACAACAAAACAAGAUGCCUCUUCUUUCAACUGUAUUACUAUUUGCACACCAGCGCAGAAGGAUAGAACCUUUCCUUUGAAAAACAGUCUCCUGAGACAUGUGGUACAGGACACCCUAACAGUUUUGGAUCUUCAGAAAUUCCUCACAUACUUGGAAACAAAUAGAUAUAAUUCCUAUAAACCGUAAUUUUAUAAGAGCUUAUCUCCCCUAGUUAGAUUAUGCAAAAGGGAAAUGGAGUUCUUUGAAGUCCCAUGGAUUAGGCUGUGGGGAGACGGAGAUACAUUCUUGCUUUGUGCUCACAAUUAUUUUAGCUCAUGCAAUGUAAUAGAAUAAACUGAUAAAUCAUGCAAUUUAAUGGCAUAACAACUUUGUAAAAUUUCCAUAACUUCAAAAAUGGAUUACUUUUGGACACUUCCAAAAUAUACUUUGACUUGAGAAUAUUUUCUCAAUCAAGACGCAGGGUGGCGCUGCAGGCUAAGAUUGUGAGUAAGCCCUAAAAAGCUCGCGUACUCCUUUGUUCCAAGACAGAAUCAGAAUCACACGGAAGAAGCUUUCCCAGCGGUACUGGGUUACCAACGAGCUCGGGGAGAGAUAUACUGAACAAAUUUGUGAGGAUUCCACCAAGCAAGAAAUCAGAAUUGAAGAUCGUGAGUCUUUCUUGAUUGCUGAAGGGACUGGAUGUAAGCACCCGGGCUCCAACAUGGAGACGCCAGAGAGAAUUCAACCAGACAGGCAAGUGAGGGCCUUUAUUUUAAUGGUGUUCUUGUCUCAGGCUCGCCCCGAGCCUAUUCGUUAUUCUGUGCUGGAAGAAACAGAGAGCGGCUCCUUUGUGGCCCAUCUGAGCAAGGACCUGGGCCUGGGAAUUGGGGAACUGGCCGCCCGGUCGGCCCGGGUGGUGUCUGACGAUGACAAGCAGCGCCUGCUGCUGGAUCGUCAGACUGGAGAUUUGCUUUUGAAGGAGAAACUAGACCGGGAAGAGCUGUGUGGCCCUAUUGAACCGUGUGUAUUGCAUUUCCAAUUGUUGCUGGAAAUGCCAGUCCAAUUUUUUGAAGGAGAAUUAUCAGUCCAGGACGUAAAUGACAACUCCCCAGUAUUCCCGACUGGGGAGAUGCUCUUGAAAAUACUGGAAAACAGCCACCCAGGGACUAUUUUUCCGUUGAAAUUAGCUCAGGAUUUGGAUGUGGGCAGCAAUGGUCUUCAAAAAUACACUCUCAGCCCUGAUUCACAUUUUCACGUUCUUACUCGAAAUCAUAGUGACGGUAAGAAAUACCCAGAUUUGGUGCAGGACAAAGCGCUGGAUCGAGAGGAGCAGCCUGAGUUCAGCUUGAGCCUCACGGCGCUGGAUGGCGGGUCUCCCCCGAGGUCUGGCACCCUCGCCGUGAGAGUCCUGAUCAUGGACGUCAAUGACAAUGCUCCUGAGUUUGUGCACACCCCAUAUGAGGUGCAGGUCCUGGAAGACAGUCCCUUAGACUCCCCAAUCUUUACUGUCUUAGCUAGGGAUAUAGAUGCUGGAAACUUCGGGAGAGUUUCCUAUGGCUUGUUCCAAGCAUCAGACGAAAUUAAGGAAACGUUCACAAUAAAUGAAGUCACAGGAGAAAUCCGAUUGAAAAAGAAAUUGGAUUUUGAACAAAUUAAAUCUUACCAUGUGGAAAUUGAGGCUACAGAUGGUGGAGGCCUUUCUGGAAAAGGCACUGUAGUCAUACAGGUGGUAGAUGUGAACGACAACGCCCCUGAACUGACCCUAUCUUCACUCACCAGCUCCAUCCCAGAAAAUGCUCCCGAGACCGUGGUCUCCAUCUUCCGAAUUCGAGACAGAGACUCUGGGGACAAUGGAAGGAUGGUUUGCUCUGUUCCAGAUGAUCUACCAUUCAUUCUAAAACCUACUUUCAAGAAUUUCUACACCCUGGUAACAGAGAGCCCACUGGACAGAGAGAUGAGAGCCGAGUACAACGUCACCAUCACCGUCACCGACAUGGGGACCCCCAGGCUGACAACCCAGCACCACAUAACCGUGCUGGUCUCCGACGUCAACGACAACGCCCCCGCCUUCACCCAAACCUCCUACACCCUCUUCGUCCCCGAGAACAACAGCCCCGCCCUGCACAUCGGCAGCGUCAGCGCCACCGACGCCGACGCGGGCGCCAACGCCCAGCUCACCUACUCGCUGCUGCCGCCCCCGGACCCCGGCCUGCCGCUGGCCUCGCUGGUGUCGGUCAACGCCGACAACGGCCACCUGUUCGCCCUGCGGGCGCUGGACUACGAGGCCCUGCAGGCCUUCGAGUUCCGCGUGCGCGCCACCGACCGCGGGGCGCCGGCGCUGAGCGGCCAGGCGCUGGUGCGCGUGCGCGUGCUGGACGCCAACGACAACGCGCCCUUCGUGCUGUACCCGCCGCAGAACGGCUCUGCGCCCUGCACCGAGCUGGUGCCCAGGGCGGCCGAGCCCGGCUACCUGGUGGGCAAGGUGGUGGCGGUGGACGGCGACUCGGGCCAGAACGCCUGGCUGUCCUACCAGCUGCUCAGGGCCACGGAGCCCGGGCUGUUCGGCGUGUGGGCGCACAACGGCGAGGUGCGCACGGCGCGGCCGCUGAGCGAGCGCGACGCGCCCCGCCACCGGCUGCUGGUGCUGGUCAAGGACAACGGCGAGCCGCCGCUGUCGGCCAGCGUCACGCUGCACGUGCUGCUGGUGGACGGCUUCUCGCAGCCCUACCUGCCCGCGCGCGACGCGGCGGCCGACGCGGCCCCGGCCGACCCGCUCACCGUCUACCUGGUGGUCGCGCUGGCGGCGGUGUCGUCGCUCUUCCUGUUCUCGCUGCUGGCGCUCGUGGCGGUGCGGCUGUGCCGGCGGAGCGGGGCCGCCUGGGCGGGGGGCUGCGCGGCGCCCGAGGGCCGCUUUCCGGGCCCCCUGGUGGACGUCAGCGGCGCGGGGACCCUGUCCCAGAGCUACCAGUACGAGGUGUGUCUGACGGGAGACCCUGGGACUGGUGAGUUCAAAUUCCUGAAGCCAAUAUUCCCUAACCUCUUGGUUCAGGAUACUGAGAAAGAAAUGAAAGAAAAUGCCAAUUGCAGGAAUAGCUUUGUAUUUAGUUAAGUAUUGAUUAACUGAACUUCUCCUUAAUUUUGGCAAACCUAACUGCCAUUGCAAUGCAUUUCUUUAAGAAGUUGUAUUGUUCUAUAAGUAUGUAUUCCAAACCAAUGCAUGCCCCUGAUCAUGCGAAGUUUCUUCCUUUUGUGAAUAUUUAUUGGAUUUUGCCUUUCUAGUUACACUAAACAUUGAGUAUGUAUUUUCUUUCUAUUUGACAUUCUUUCAGAGACUAAUCUUUCCAUAACUAUAAAUUACUCAAGUAAUGUAAGAAGUUUCGUUUAAGUCAACUUCUUAAUUAAUGUAUUUUUAAUGAAACAUUUUAAAGCUUUUAUGUAAUCUUGCAUUUCUAUAUAUUUGCGGUCGUUGUCUUUACCAUAUACCUUUAUCUUUGUGAGACCGGAGUGUUUUAAAUUUUUUAUAGCUAUUUAGGCCUUUCUUGUUGACUGCUCUACCAGGCUAUGUCCCCUGAAUUACUAUGAGCAUACAACUUUGCAUACUUGCUUCUCCCAAACUGUACAUAAACAUGCACUUCAUUAAAAUAUUAACCCUUUGUGGUCAUUUGUCUA